AUGGACUCAUUCAACGAAAAGAACCUGUAUUCCGGGCUCUCCAUGUUCCAACAAAGGGGUCCCGAUGUCUCUCGCUUGCGCCAGUUUCUUAACUUUUUAGGUUGCAUUAUUGUGAUCCCUAUUUACUCGUUUAUCACCGGUUAUACACGACACCCGUUGACAUUAGAUAUCUUGCUGACGAUCUUCGCGGCGGAAUACAAUCGCUUUGCAAAUGAGAGCCGGAGGCGGCGCUUGAAGUCCCCGUCACAAGCUGUUCAAGACCUGGAGAAAGCCAGCUACCUGCUUACGAACACCGAAAAAGCUACAGAAUGCAUGGCUGCAAUUGUCGGAUAUCGUGAAGACCCAGACCUGUUUGCUCGUGCUUUAGACAGCUACAAAACUGCAGCUGAAUGUCGCUUCGUCCUUGUGGGCGUCGAUGGCGAUGACACUCCGGACAUGGAAAUGGUUCGCGUUUUUCAACAAGUAUUCCCAGAAAAAUCAGCCGUCAUUCAAAUUGAAGAGCCCCUGGGCGAAGUUGCCAUGAAAACUUUUGAGAAGCUCUCGAAGGUCGAUGGUAAUGCCCAAGCUCCCCAGGUCUAUAUGGAAGCUACCAUUGCCCACUGUUGCCAGCUCGCACGCGAGAUUCUAGCUGAAUAUGACCUUGAUCUCGGUGGAGCCGGUGGCGUCACAAGACUGUGUCUAUUCCAGCCCCAUCUACACAAGAAGGGAAUCAUGUUCUCGGCUUUCAUUUUUUCCAUCGUGAUAUCCGAGAUGCUCGGCAUCGAGUACCUGUGGUCCUCUGACUCUGACACUAUCAUCAUGCCUGACUCACUGCGGAGUACCAUUGAAACCAUUGCCGGCGACCCUCAUGUCGGUGGAGGCAGCUCGGGCUUGAUUGUGCACAAUGAAAAUGACACAACCACAACCAAACUGGGCAGUGUGGUCUACUGGUCUGAGCUUUACAUGACCCGGUCAACCUCAACUGCCUCUGGAACCAGUGACUGUCAGUCAGGUCCCAGUACAGCAUUCCGAGUCUGCGCUCUCCCAGCCGUCUUGUAUCCCUGGUAUACGCAGACUGUCCUGGGACAUCGAAUGGUCGUCAACGAGGAUCGCCACCUCACUACUAAUCUUCUCAUGCGCGGAUGGACCGUUACGUAUGUGUCUGAUACCUUGACUGCAACUGACACGCCGACAACUUUGAGCCGCUGGAUCAUGCAACAAGUCCGCUGGAGCCGAGCUGGUCAUAUCGAGUCCUUCCAGCAACCUCAGAUCUACGUCCUCAAUAACCCGCUCUUCUUCUGGGCUGCCAUCAAGCGAGAGGCCGGACCUUUACUUGGCUUUGGCUAUAUCCUCUACUACCUCAUUACUGGUCGCUGCUUUGCUUAUUUCAACUGGUACGACGUUGGCAUUCGUAUCGUCUACACAUUGCUGUACAACUUCUUCCGCAACCCAGAUAGAGGACCGACCAAUUAUUGGCUCUGGAUUGGACCAGGUCUUUUGUUCUACAACAUCCCCCUCCCUAUGAUUCAUCUUUGGAGCUUGAUCACGGUGUUCCAAGAUGGUUGGGGUACGUCUAUGCGAUCAACUAGCGAAUUGUCCAAGAGAGGACAGGCAUGGAAACGCUGGAAUGACCUGGGAUUCUUUGUUGUAUGGAUGGGCAUCGUCGGUGGUACUCUGGCGAGAAUGUUCGCCAAUAUGGCUGGGUGGAAUGAUACCAGUAUAUACCAGGCCAUCGUGCUGGGGAUGGCUGUCCCAUUUGCGGUAUCGUUCUACGGAUUGGUGAUACGUGAAUGA
Penicillium daleae is the source of this 1773-nucleotide messenger RNA. RefSeq lists its product as uncharacterized. The record is from RefSeq and is a predicted model, not a curated record. NCBI's taxonomy places the organism in Eukaryota, Fungi, Ascomycota, Eurotiomycetes, Eurotiales, Aspergillaceae. The coding region runs from base 1 to 1773 and encodes 590 amino acids. Gene Ontology annotation, biological process: extracellular matrix assembly; hyaluronan biosynthetic process. The transcript is spliced from 2 exons. Gene Ontology annotation, molecular function: hyaluronan synthase activity.